This is a messenger RNA of Micropterus dolomieu (smallmouth bass), 4841 nucleotides long. RefSeq names its product zinc finger protein 2 homolog. The transcript has 6 exons. Gene Ontology annotation, biological process: regulation of transcription by RNA polymerase II. NCBI's taxonomy places the organism in Eukaryota, Metazoa, Chordata, Actinopteri, Centrarchiformes, Centrarchidae. Bases 147 to 2726 code for a protein of 859 amino acids. The record is from RefSeq and is a predicted model, not a curated record. Gene Ontology annotation, molecular function: DNA-binding transcription factor activity, RNA polymerase II-specific; RNA polymerase II cis-regulatory region sequence-specific DNA binding. Gene Ontology annotation, cellular component: nucleus.
CUCCCGCACUUCUGAUCUCGGAACUUAAUAGUGACAUCCGGCGGAAGUAAACAAAACAAUCGCCAGCUUUAGCAGCAUGUAUUGAAUUCGCUAGAAGUUAUUGUAGUCGUAGUGCCGCUAAUUAUUUUACUUGUACUUAAGCAACAAUGUCUUCUGUUGAGAGUUUGAGAGAGUUUGUCAACGAGCGACUAACUGCUGCUGCUGAAGAAAUAUUCAGAGUUUUCAAAAACACUAUCGUCGAGUACGAGGAAGAGAUCGAUCGUCAGCGCAGACUGCUGGAUAUCGUUUGGAAACCCGAAAUAAAGUUACACAGGAUAGAGUUCCCACAGCAACAUGUCUGUAUGGAGGAGGAGGUUCUGGCUGACCAGCAGCUCUGGAUUCAGGAGAGGAUCCCCGGUCUGGACCAGGAGGACCCACAGCCUCCACAGGUUAAAGAGGAACAGGAGGAACUCUGUACCAGUCAGGAGGGAGAGCAGCUUGUAGUGAAGCAGGAGACUGACACCUUUAUGUUGACUCCUACUUAUGAGGAAAGUGACCACAGUGAAGCAGAACUGAAAAGUGACCACCAGCUCCUCUCUCACAACUGUCAUGUAGAGAGCCAAGAUCAGAAAGGAGGCGAGCAUGAAGACUCAGGAUCAACUAGAGAUGCAGAGCCAAAACAAAAGAAUCAAGAUCACAACAGCAGAAGCCCCAGAAACAAUGUACACAAGUCUACCAUGUCAGAGGUUCACCAUGAUCCUCACACAGAGCUCCCACAACAACAUGUCUGUAAGGAGGAGGAGGAGGAGGUUCUGGCUGACCAGCAGCUCUGGAUUCAGGAGAGGAUCCCCGGGCUGGACCAGGAGGACCCACAGGUUAAAGAGGAACAGGAGGAACUCUGUACCAGUCAGGAGGGAGAGCAGCUUGUAGUGAAGCAGGAGACUGACACCUUUAUGUUGACUCCUACUUAUGAGGAAAGUGACCACAGUGAAGCAGAACUGAAAAGUGACCACCAGCUCCUCUCUCACAACUGUCAUGUAGCUGAGAGCCAAGAUCAGAAAGGAGGUGAGCAUGAAGACUCAGGAUCAACUAGAGAUGCAGAGCCAAAACAAAAGAAUCAAGAUCACAACAGCAGAAGCCCCACAAACAAUGUACAUAAGUCUACCAUGUCAGAGGUUCACCAUGAUCCUCACACAGAGCUCCCACAGCAUCAUGUCUGUAAGGAGGAGGAGGUUCUGGCUGACCAGCAGCUCUGGAUUCAGGAGAGGAUCCCCGGUCUGGACCAGGAGGACCCACAGCCUCCACAGGUUAAAGAGGAACAGGAGGAACUCUGUACCAGUCAGGAGGGAGAGCAGCUUGUAGUGAAGCAGGAGACUGACACCUUUAUGUUGACUCCUACUUAUGAGGAAAGUGACCACAGUGAAGCAGAACUGAAAAGUGACCACCAGCUCCUCUCUCACAACUGUCAUGUAGCUGAGAGCCCAGAUCAAAAAGGAGGUGAGCAUGAAGACUCAGGAUCAACUAGAGAUGUAGAGCCCAAACAAAAGAAUCAAGAUCACAACAGCAGAAGCCCCAGAAACAAUGUACACAAGUCUACCAUGUCAGAGGUUCACCAUGAUCCUCACACAGAGCUCCCACAGCAACAUGUCUGUAAGGAGGAGGAGGUUCUGGCUGACCAGCAGCUCUGGAUUCAGGAGAGGAUCCCCGGUCUGGACCAGGAGGACCCACAGCCUCCACAGGUUAAAGAGGAACAGGAGGAACUCUGUACCAGUCAGGAGGGAGAGCAGCUUGUAGUGAAGCAGGAGACUGACACCUUUAUGUUGACUCCUACUUAUGAGGAAAGUGACCACAGUGAAGCAGAACUGAAAAGUGACCACCAGCUCCUCUCUCACAACUGUCAUGUAGCUGAGAGCCCGGAUCAAAAAGGAGGUGAGCAUGAAGACUCAGGAUCAACUAGAGAUGUAGAGCCAAAACAAAAGAAUCAAGAUCACAACAGCAGAAGCCCCAGAAACAAUGUACACAAGUCUACCAUGUCAGAGGUUCACCAUGAUCCUCACACAGGUAAAAACUCUUUCACAUGUGACACAUGUGGAAAAGGUUUUCAGCACAAGUCAAAAUUUCAGAGACACCUGAGAAUUCACACAGAUGAGAGGCCGUAUUCAUGCAAAACAUGUGGGAAAUCUUUUAGCCGAAGGAGUGGCUUGAAAGUCCAUAUGAGAAUCCACACAGGUGAGAAGCCAUAUUCUUGUCACACAUGUGGGAAAGACUUCCGAACCAGCGAACAAUUGCAACUCCAUAUGAGAACCCACACAGGCGAAAAGCCGUAUUCUUGCGAAACAUGUGGGAAAUCUUUUAGCCAGAGGAGUAACUUGAUAGCCCAUCUGACAACCCACACAGGUGAGAAGCCCUAUUCUUGUGAAACUUGUGGUAAAGACUUCAGAACCAGCGAUCACUUGCUUCUUCACAUGCGAUCCCACACAGGUGAGAAGCCAUACCUUUGCAAAACCUGCGGUAAAAGAUUCCGUGACACUUCAGCAUUUAAAGAACAUACGAGAACCCACACAGGUGAGAAGCCGUAUUCUUGCAAAACAUGUGGGAAAGCCUUCAGAACCAGCAGUCAGUUGCAAAUCCAUAUAAGAAUCCACACAGGUGAGAAGCCGUAUUCUUGUGAAACAUGUGGGGAAACUUUCAGAGUUAGUAGUCAAUUGAAAAUCCACAUAAAAAGAAAACACAAAAAGAUGUGUUGAUGCCUCUGAUUUGACACGGCACAGAAGGCAGCAUACAGACAAGUAAUCUUGUGGGAGACAAUUCAUUUCUAGAAGUUUGUGGUCAAAACACAAGAACUUACAAAAGUGAAGAGCUGCAUAAUUGCAGCACUUGUGCUAAAAGUUUUAAUGAAAUCACAUACUCAAAACUCCCGAGGAUCAAUAUACUUCUAUGGUAAUGAAGUAUUUUGAGCACUAUGUCCUGUCCCACUUCAAGUCCACUACAGACCCACUCCUGGACCCCCUGCAGUUCACCUACAGAGCCAAUAGGUCUGUGAACAAUGCAGUAAACAUGGCCCUUCACUAUACCUCCAGCAACUGGACUCCUCAGGAACCUACGCCAGGAUCCUGUUUGUGGAUUUCAGCUCUGCUGCUCUCCCAGCUGAGCAUGCCUGACGCCACCUGCAGGUGGUUCACAGACUUCCUGUCUGACAGGAAGCAGCACGUGAAGCUGGGAAAACAUGUCUCUGACUCCAGGACCAUCAGCAUCGGUUCACCUCAAGGCUGCGUUCUUUACCUUCUGCUCUUUUCUCUGUACACUAAGAGCUGCACCUCCAGUCACUAGGGGUGUAACGGUAUACAAAAAUCUCAGUUCGGUACGUACCUCGGUUUUGAAGUCAUGGUUCAGUUUAUUUUUUAAAUAAUUAUAAAUUGCUGCUGGUUUAUUAUGAAGUUUUGUAAACAUCCAAAUUAGUUUGCAAUUUUUUAAACAAACUUCCAAAUUACACAUAAUGAAGAAAUUAUUUAAAAUAAAAAAGAAUAAGAAAUAAAAUACUGCUGCAAACUACUAACAAGUUCUUCUCUAAAUAAAUAUUCUCAAAACAAUACCACAUAUAGCUAAUAAAAUAUAAUAAAAAAUAUAUAAUAAUAUGGAUUCCACUGCAGCAUUCUUCUUCUUCUUCUUCUUCUUCUUUUAUUCCGUCUAUGAGCAUUAUCAAUCCCAGCUUGACGGCUUGUUAAGAUAAAAAAAAUAACUUUUCUGUUUAAAUAUUGAAAGGCGUUUGCACUGUGCUCGUUUUUGUUUUUUUCCCUUGUUGCAGUGACGUUCUCAUUCGUGUGAUACCAUAAGUGAGUUAGCAAGUUUGACGUGUUGGUAGAAACAUAACCGAUCACUACUGAGAAAUGUCGGCCUGCUGCCUUCGUCUUAUCGACUUGUACGUUGUUGUAUUUCACUAGGAAACUGAAGUGUUCCCAAACAGAACAGGUUAACAAUAAGGGAGGGUCCUAAAGCUCUGGCUUCUCUGCACUGGCCAUGAUGCUCAAGUCACUAGUUAGCGAGAGGCUGGGCCAAAGCGUGCUGCUUGUGUAGCGCUGUAAGGCAGAGAUUUGGUCCACCACUAAAUAUGUCCGUGUAGAAACUCGGAAUUUACUUAUGUUCCACACACAAAACAAGCCUAGUAUAUGACGUUAAAGACUGCAUUCGGUGCACAUGUGCACUGUUCCAAACGUUCUGUACUGAAACGGUCUGGUACGAAUACAUGGACCAUUACACCCCUACGGGUCACCAGUCCGUCAAGCUCCUGAAGUUUGGGUGAAGACAUCAUGACUAUUAGUCCGCAGCAGAGAUAAGGGCGGAAAAGGAGAAGUGGAAGGACCAAACAUGAACAUAUCCUCACCGCCACCCAGUACAUACACCAGCACACACAAUUACACCUAAUGACAACAUAAAGAGAGAAAAUAGAAAGGAGUCGGAUAUAGACUGGCGACACCAAAAAGAGACUUCAGAGUUUUCUUCAGUGGCUAUUGUGCGGCAGAGGAUAACCACUCCUAAAACAUCUGAAGAAUUAUUGGACUCUGAAGUUUCUGUUGUUCAAUUGCAUCAUAGACUGAGGACUUUCUGAGACAUUCUGAGGGCUUUGGACAAAGCCUCAAGUUUCUACAGUAUUCCACAGCUCCACAGAAGAGGGAUAGAUCUGCUAACCGGACAACUCCUUCGCCUCCUCUCUCCAGCAAGAAGACCUCCAAAUUAUGCAAGCUCAGCUAUUUUAAUCAGGUUUUGAAUUCUAGACAUUUUAUCAUUUUCAUCCAUUUUAAGUUGUCCAGUAUAAGUUGUAUCCUUAAUUUUGGAAUAAAAAUAGAAUCACUACAUUUAAAGUA